Messenger RNA from Mycena indigotica, 3273 nucleotides. RefSeq names its product Plasma membrane fusion protein PRM1. NCBI's taxonomy places the organism in Eukaryota, Fungi, Basidiomycota, Agaricomycetes, Agaricales, Mycenaceae. Gene Ontology annotation, cellular component: mating projection tip. Bases 1 to 3273 code for a protein of 1090 amino acids. The record is from RefSeq and is a predicted model, not a curated record. The transcript has 8 exons.
AUGACAAUAACACACAUUGUAGGGGACCUUUUUGCAGCGCCUACUGGUUCUAUCCUCGUCCAUGCAUGCAAUACAAGAGGGUCAUGGGGGGCUGGCAUCGCGGCAGCGUUCAAACAACGCUUUCCUGAUGCGUUUGCGGAAUAUCAGGCUGCCUGCAAAAAAGACGGCCCAGCGCUUCUAGGGAGCUGCUUGCUGAUUCGUGGAGUGGAAUACGAUGUUGCGUGUUUGUUUACAUCCAAAGAUUACGGGAAACGAGUGGAUUCGCCAGACCAGAUCAUUGCGGCCACGCAGAGUGCGGUGGCUCAUUUGAUUGUCCAGAACAAGGACCCAAAGAAAGCACUGCAUGCUUGUCGCUUCAACUCGGGCAAGUUUGGAGUCGCUUGGGAUAGAACGGCAGAUGUGUUAAAUGGGCUCGAGGUGGAUAUUGCGCCACGCCAUGGUGAAGUUCCGCCUUUCACGACCCAGCACCCCCGUCGCCGGCCGACCAUGUCUUGGAACGCCGCGCCUCCCACUUACGAUGCCCCAACGACCCGUCUUCAACCUUACCUUGAACUCCCUCAUUUACUCUCCCUCACUUGGCUAGCCUAUCCUAUCCUCUCCCUUGUUUUUGUUGCAUUCCGACUUUCCCUCUCCCUAUCCAGCUCACAAGAUGCCGUCGUCAGCGCGAAGGCGGACUUUGUGGCCAGCUGUAAAGCAGCAGAGAAGGCUGCAACAGCUGCGGCCAGUAUGCCUCGUUAUAUGGCGUUAGCUACGAACGAACGCAUCGCCAACGCUGUCAACGACUCCAUGAAUGCCGCUCGAGCUACCCUCAUCCUCGCCCUUACAAUCAUGGAGGUCGUCAUCAACUUCAUUAUUGACCUUUAUCGGUCCACUUUCCUUUGCUUCCUCGAACUUGUAAUCAGAGGUGGUUUGGCCAUUCUUAUUGGCGCAGUACAAGAGUUGAAUGCUGUUGUUCAAGCAGCCGCCGGAGGGCUGCGCACAGUCAUACAAGACUCUUUUGGUGCAGCUAACAGCGCGUUGCAGGAUGUCGCCAAGGUCGCAAGCAAAAUCGGGAUCAGCAUUCCAACCUUGAGCGUCCCAGACCUCUCAUCGCUGCAAAACGUCACCCUUCCCCAGUCUUUCACCGACUCGCUCACUUCGCUUAACAACAGUCUGCCAACUUUUCAAGAGCUGAAAAAGGUCGUUGAAGAACUUGUCGACACACCUUUCGAGUUAUUGAAGAAAGACAUCAAUGAGACAUUCUCUGGUCUCUCUUUCAACUCCUCCGUCCUUGCGGUCCCUCAACAAAACACGUUGGAAUUCUGCACGGACCUCGACACUUCAUUCAUUGACGAUUUGGGACGGGAUCUGGCUAAAAUGACCAAAAUCGGCAUCAUUAUUAUCAUCGCCGCCAUCCUCCUCCUCAUUGCGCUGAAUUGUCUCCUCGAAUGGUACAAGUGGCGUUGCCAGCAACGUCAUCUCGAGUAUACUCGCCAAGCAUGGGCAACAGACCCUACUAUCUACCACCAGCAUGCUGUUGGAGCGCCAACCGUCACCCUCAGUGACCACAACCUCCUCAUGCUGGAGGCCGACGGAUCUCACCCUCUGCUGACCCGCAUUGCCAACAACAUUUCGGCCAAACUGCGACUCUCCACCAAUAAUCACAUUCGUUUUCGGUGGUCGUUGCAUUACAUUUUCCAUCCUCCUGCUCUGGCCUGUUUCCUGAUUGGGUUCUUCGGCUUACUCUCAGUCGAACUUCAACUUCUUGCGAUGGGUCCCCUUGUGGCCAAAUACUCAAACCAAGCUGCAAGCACGACGGCAGAUUUCAGUAACACGAUUGCCACUAGUAUCAACGCGAGCAUGUAUAACCAGAGUGCUACAUAUGCGGCUUCCGUCAACGGUCACGUUGAUUCCAUCCAGAACUCGGUCAACCAGGGCUUGUUCGGAUGGGUCAAUACAACGACAACGACUCUCAAUACAACCAUCGAGAAUUUCUACGAGGACGUACAAAAUGCUGUCGAGGUUGUGUUCAAAAACACGAUCUUGGACGCCCCAAUUCAAGAGUUCAUCAAGUGCCUUAUUGGAACCAAAGUUGACGCGAUCGAGAACGCGCUGACUUUCCUCCACGACAACCUGCACAUUGAUAUCCCUCGAGUCAACGACAGUGUUUUGGUCCUUUCUCCCGCGUCAGUCAACGAGGCUACUCAGCCAAUUGCAGCCGCAGCUCUUGGAAGUGGCGAUGGCAAGGAUGAUGGUGGUUUGGUUGGUCGUUUGGUGAAUGGCUAUGCUGCUAGCUUGCGCAAGGAGCGCAUCAUGUUCGGCAUCUUCAUGAUGUUGUGGGGCUUGGUUGUGUUGAUGGCAUUGGCCAUUGUCCUGUGGGACUGUUAUGGUCGGCGCCGCCAGCGUUUACCUGCUGCCUUCUCCAAUCCAGAACACCCAUCGACCUCGUUUCCCCCUCUCGCAGAAAGCAAAGAAGGAUCCGGUUUCAGACCUUUCGCCCUUGUGAGGUCUGCGGCGCACUCGGACCAAGGUAGUUUCUUCGAGAAACCGAAAUCAACUCGCUCGAAUUUGAGCACGAAGGAGAUCAGCAAACCCAUGAAGCUUCUUGGUCGUCGAGAACGCGAAGUUUACCUCGGUGAUCAAACGACAAGGAGCUCUCUGUCUCUGCAAUCUCAAGUCGAGUCGCGGCCAACUGGAUGGUUUGGCCGUGUCGCUGGUGUGUUCAGCAAGAAGCAGGAGGUGCCCACUAUUGAGCCCUAUCCCGCCUUUGCUCCGAACAGAAAUUCCGAUGCUGUACCCUCCCGGCCUACCCUCACGAUAACCACCAAUGAUCAAGCUAGUCGUGUCGACUCCGCGCCCGCGCCCGAAGCUCCCACGCGCUCCCGAUGGUCGGUUUCCCCCCAAAAUACUGCCGUACCUUGGGGCCGAGCAAGCAUUUGGGGGAAAAGUCCCACAUCCAAUGUCAAUCCAAACCCCACUGGCUUAUCACCACUUGCUAUGCCCUUGCACUCAGGUUUCGAAGCUCCUGGCAACAAUGUCGCUAGAAUGGUCCUUCCUUCGCAGCCGCCACACCACCCUGUUUCUGUACCAUCGGCGGACCCAUUUGACGACACCAAUUCCUCUCCCUCUGACGGUCCUGUUACCCGUCUUUUGACAACGACCAACGCUCGUCGGUCGUCACCAGUUGACCCUUUUGUUACACCCUUCGAUGACGAACAUCGUGUCACUAUAUCUCAUGUUAAUGCCCGCAAGAGCAUUCCAACCAACCCUUUUGCUACUCCGACCGCGUUUUAG